This is a messenger RNA of Scheffersomyces amazonensis, 1311 nucleotides long. RefSeq lists its product as uncharacterized. Gene Ontology annotation, cellular component: cytoplasm. Lineage: Eukaryota; Fungi; Ascomycota; Pichiomycetes; Serinales; Debaryomycetaceae. Gene Ontology annotation, molecular function: phosphatase activity. The record is from RefSeq and is a predicted model, not a curated record. Bases 173 to 1165 code for a protein of 330 amino acids. The transcript has a single exon.
CCUGGUUAAAGGAAUGAUUUUCGCCGAAAUUACGCUGGUGAUGGUACCUCUAUUUGCGCUCGUGUCCUAUAUAUAAAUUAGAAUUACACUUGGACUAAAAAAUUAAUUAUAACUAUAAUUAUAACUACUAUACCUAUAGCUUUAAUACUAGUAAAUUAUUAAUUGACCAAAUAUGUCAUUACUUAUUCCUACCCAUAAUGAUUAUGUAGAUGCACAUGGAGCCUUAGAUGAAGAACAAGAAUUCUAUAGACAAUUUGAAUUAGUUAAAGAUCAUAAAGAUGAACAAGGUAAUUAUAAGUACCCAUGGUCAUUUGAAGUAGUUGAAGGAUUCUUUAAACAAGCUGAUGAUAAUACUGAUGAUGCUAAAUUCAAUUAUGCAGUAGAAGAUUUUGGUAGAUUAAAAUCUUGGCUGGAAAUUAAACAAGAUCUUCAAAAGUUGAAUGAAAAUGCUGCAUCAAAUGAACAGUAUAAAUUAAUCUUCUUUGCCAGACAUGGUCAAGGUUAUCAUAAUGUUAUAGUUGAGAAAUAUGGUAUAGAAGAAUGGCACAAGCAUAGAAGAUUCCAAACAACUGAUGGAGAAUUAACUUAUGCUCCAGAUGCAAGUUUAACCCCAGUAGGAAUCAAACAAGCUAAAGAAAACAAUGAAGCUUGGAAAAGAGAACUUUCAUUAGGAGCUCCAGUACCUAGUAAGUUCUUUGUAUCUCCAUUACAAAGAUCAUCUCAAACAUUGGUAUUAACUUGGAAUGAUCUUAAACCAGAAUCACUCAAACCAUUAAUUACUCCAUUAAUUAGAGAAACAAUGGGUGAAAGUUUAUGUGAUAAGAGAUCACCAGUGGCUGUCAUUAAAGAAAGAUUCUCCAAAUAUGGUUUUGUUAUUCCUGAAGAUAUGCCUGAAGAUGAUAUAGAUUUUAGGAAUGAUUUAAGAGAAACUAUGCCUGAACAAACAUUUAGAGUUCAUAGUUUCUUACAAGGUUUAUUCGAUGAAGAUAUUGAUUCAGACAACAAAGUGGAUAAAGAAUCAGCUCAUGCAAAUACAUUUAUUUCAACAACUUCUCAUGCUGGUACUAUUAGAUGUUUUAUUGUUGCCUUGAAACAUAGACACUUCACCAUUUCUACCGGUGGUAUGAUCCCUAUCUGUAUUAAGGGUACCAGAAGAGUAGAUUAAAUUAAAUUUGUUUUAAUAAGGAAAAAAAAAUUAAAAGUUUACAAUAGAGAAGAAUAGAUAAAUUUACUAGAUAUAGAUAAGUUAAUUAAUUAUAUAAUAAUACAUUAAUAGAACAUAAAUUAUAAAUAAUAAAUUUUAUAUUAUAU